AUGAGCCAUGACACGCCUCCAAGAGGAAUUGAUGUCGAGCUACAAAGCCUUGGAUCCGGUAGCCGCUUCAGCCAGAUCCCCUUGAGCCACCCGAACCCGUUGUCCAUCGGAGCUGAAGUCUACCAUGCCAAAGAAUAUCAGCGCAAGAGAACUCGCUGUACUAUCAUAACAAUCGUCACCCUCGCGGUCUUGUUGCUGAUCGCUACGACAGCAUUCGGUACACUGUACGGUCUGCAAGCGGGUGAGGCUCCAGCGGUCCAGGUCCUGACCACUACAGCGUCGAGAACCCGAGUCCUCACCUCGGUGUUCACGACUGCCGCGACCAGCACAAAGUCGACUACCCACACAGAGAAAGAGACAGAAACCUCCACAACGACGACAACCCAGGCCGCUCCCUCGCCAAUCACACCGCCGCUGAACGAGACCAGCUACUGUAUCCCGAAGGGAAUUUACGGAGGUGUGGAGUUGCGCGAUAUCAAUAGCAACUACGCUGUCGAAAUCACCGGCGAGAUACAGGAUGCCGUGAGAACAGGGCUCGACGUCGGCGACCAAAACUACCUGGCCUUAGCUCUGAGGAGCAUCUUUGAGUGCGUCACUGAGAUCGAGCUAAGGCUCAUAGCGGCGUGCCAGUCGGGGUACCUUCGAAUGUUCAACGGGAUCGCCUGUCUGGGUGUCAAUCCAGAGUACAGCACAACCCAUCCUGGCGUGGUAAUCCCCACGAACACGACGACGGUGAUUGUUGUGAAGACCAAGACAAGCACGGCGCUGCCUGUUAUGAGUCUCACGGCUACCACAACCGUCGAGGUUCUGAGGACAACAACUCCGGUUGUUUGGACGACCCGAAAAACCACCCUUCCGCCUCUCACAGGAUUCGGGGUACCACUUCGUGAGAAGUGGGCAACACAGGAGACUUUUAAGACAGGGUAG
Molecule: messenger RNA, 927 nt
Organism: Cryphonectria parasitica EP155
Lineage: Eukaryota; Fungi; Ascomycota; Sordariomycetes; Diaporthales; Cryphonectriaceae
Exons: 2
Coding region: 1-927 (308 amino acids)
Source: RefSeq, a predicted model, not a curated record